Messenger RNA from Sesamum indicum (sesame), 3185 nucleotides. Lineage: Eukaryota; Viridiplantae; Streptophyta; Magnoliopsida; Lamiales; Pedaliaceae. The record is from RefSeq and is a predicted model, not a curated record.
GACCCUACCCGAAAACUAGGUCCUGAGUCGAAUUUAAUAGAAUGGAUAGAGUUUAGGUAUAGAAUAUUUUUUUUUAAUUUUCUUUAGGUCCAAGUCUGAACAGAGUAUUACCCUAUCCAUUGAUAAACCUAAAUGCAACCAAGAUUCUUGAAUCAUUUUCCGACAAUAUAGAAUUUGGAAUGCUUUAAAAAUUCAACUUUUUUUUUUGUUUUUCAUUUUUGAAAAAAUAUGUGUAAUAAAAGGGAGAGAAAAUAUGUCGGUAUGACCAUGUAUAUAUGACUGCUGCAUUAAUAACACAAAACUUGGGUUUUCAUUACAAUCGAUAAAAUGAGAAAUUUCAACAUAGGGUGGCAGAAUUAUUGCCUUUUGACUAAACUUUUCUUAAUAUUCAUUUAGACUGCGGUGUGCGAGAAAUUCGAUGAAGAUUUAUUGAUUUGAUGAUGAUUUUGAAUUGGGUUAUUAUUAUGAGAAUAGUUGCUAAUUUAAGCACAUGGGGAAAUUACAUAAUUGUAUACUAUAAAAUCUGAGAGCAACCUCGGAAGGUUGUAACCUGGUGACGUGCACGUAAUGGGGGAGUUUAAAGUAACAACUGCUGAUUACCGUCACCUGGUCCGAUUCUUUCAAGAUUCUUGGAAUGAGGGGUUUUCAAGAUUUUGUAAAGAGGUUGCUGUAAUGAUCUUUAAUCUCAAGAAAACGAAAAACUAGUGCUGACCGAAUACUUUACCUACUUGUGUCGCGGACUGCUUUUGAGUUUACGCCGCGCCGGUGGUUAUGAUCUCUGAUCCCCGGAGAGGACUUCCCGCCGCCGCUAUGGAGAGAUUUUCCGUUUUCUCUGACAGGUUUGUAUGCGACCCUUUUGCGCUUCUCGUGCUUUCUCGUAUUUAAAGUCGAGAGAACCUUGCAAGAAACAUUGUUAGUAUAACAAGAAUUGGAUGUAGUUACAACGCCAAGAAUGUUUUGGAGUUCUGAUGGCGUCUUUCAUCAUGCACUUUGGAAAUAGGGUUUUGGAGUUUUACCUUUUUUUUUUUUUUUUUUCCUUUUUUGCAUGAUUUUAUCUGCCGACUGAUGUGCAGAAAUUCCAAGAAUGUACUCCAAUGGCGGAGUUCACAAUGUCGAAAUCCGGGGCUUUGGUCUUUCGUUUCUUGUUUUGUCUGCCUCAAGUCCUCCGUCCCCUCCAACGAACACACCUAUACACAUAUACGUGUGGGAUACUUUUUUCUCUCCAUUUAGGGCUAAUUUUGGAGGCUUCUCAUUGCGGCCGAGAUGAAGUCCACCACCACCGCUAGUUCAGUCGCUUCGAAUCAACAGGAAACAUAUACUCGUACUCGUGAUGACCCAUUUUUUGAUGGGAUGCGAAGAGGUGAAGCAGCUGUCGUGAACAAGGGUAGUGCCUUUGACUUUCAAGGAAAAUUGUCUAAGAAUAAUAUUAAUAGACCAUCCUCAGACAUUGGAGACCCGGGAUCCAAAAAUAUCAGUAUUACUGUAACUGAAGAUGUCAUUUACAGUCCAAAAAACUCGCCCUCAGACAUUGUUCUUGAACCUAUUGGCCGGUCAUUAUCUGGGAGAUGGUCAAAGACUUCCUCACCUCUAGCACUUCUUGAGUCAGAUUUGAGUAACUUCCAUGAUAUGAAUGAACCAUCAACUGUUUCUGCUCCAGAUGGCUCGGAAUCAAAGGAACAGUCCACUACACAAAGUGGCACUGCCAGGCCUGCAAUCCAAUCAUAUAGUAUGAGCAAGAGACAGACUGAUAUUUCCAAUGUCCAUCUUCCUCAUUCAGCAGCAUUAUUUUAUUGUGGGUCUUCUCCACAAAUGGAAGUCGUUGAAUCCUGUGGAAGUAUUUACAAGCUAAAUGUGUACCUGAAAGCUAGGAGGGCUGAUGUGAAUGCUGGUGUUCCUGGAAGGUUCCUGCGUGCUGUAAUUGGGCCAGAUAUUGCAGAUGUGGGGUCUGUGGUUUCGACCAUUAUGUAUGCUUUUUAUCUUGAUGAGACCCUUGGGAGCAACGAAUUCUGUACUGUGCCAGUCAUCAACAUGAAGAGGGCUGAUUUAGGGUUGCAUGCUGAUCUUCAAUGGCUGAUUUUCUCAUGCCAUAUUGAUCUGUCAUCCUUAAUUUUUGUUGACGAGAUUGACUUUUCCUAUUACGAUUUGUUUGGAAGUCUCAAACUAGUUUUACUCAAUUGUGAUAAGAUUCCAUCUGAACAAGAGGCACUGAGAGAGGCAAUAGUUGAAGUCUUUCACUGCACAAAGUCUGAUAAUUCAUAUCCUUGGGUUGAUUCUAUAACUGUGCGACAGGAUGUGUCAUGCUGUACUGUUAUUGCUGAAAAAUUUGCAAUGCAUUCACCUGUGAUAUUGGCUGGACAAGGAUUUAGUAGACUUCUGUUAGCAGGCAUCCUUCUGGAUACUGAAAACCUCUCAAGAUCACAAUGUACAUCCAAAGAUAAAUACAUGGCCACAUUGUUAAUUAAUGGAGCUGGUCGAUUUGGAUGCAAUGGGCUUUACCAAAUCUUGAAGCACAAAACCUCUGGUUCAUCUGACCUUACAGUGGAAGAAAUUUUGCGGAAGGAGUUCAAGAAAUGGACCAGAUCAGGUAAACCAAAUACAAGCAGUUCAAGACUGCUGGCACCGAAUGUUGGGAUGAGUUCAAUUGGGAUGUCAGUUGCGCAGCUACUCUCUUACAAUUCCACUACGAUUCAAGAAAUAAUACACUUUCAAAAAUUGGAAAAACUUGGCCUACUGCUGGUUGUUUCUGGCUAUUAUGAUUCUCAGAAGAAAUUCAAGAGGGAAGUUCUUUUAUCUGCUGGAUCUGCUGAAGUUAUGAAAAGUCUGCUACUGUUCCUCAAUUCAAAUGCAGCUCUACUGCCACUGAAAGCUCUAGACCAACCAGGUCUGGAACAUGAGAUGAGAGUGUUCGAAAUCGACAAAGUAACGUCACGGAGGACUAUCGAGCGGCUACUGGAAGAAUUUCUUCCUCAUCUUAACAACUCAUUGUGAGGCUGUGACCCACAUGCCCACCUCCAUUAUUGCAAUAUGCAUUUAUGCAUAAACAAAAAUUCUCCCAUCCCCUCAUUGCUUAAACUAUUUGUUUAAGCUAUACACAUUUAUUUGUUAUCUUACUCCUAUUUCAAAUAAAUGUAAGUGUCUAUAUUUCCCAAAUCUAAGGUAAAAUAUAGAAAAUGAGGCCGGGCUUU